Andrographis paniculata is the source of this 979-nucleotide messenger RNA. RefSeq names its product pyrophosphate--fructose 6-phosphate 1-phosphotransferase subunit alpha-like. The coding region runs from base 247 to 561 and encodes 104 amino acids. The transcript has 4 exons. NCBI's taxonomy places the organism in Eukaryota, Viridiplantae, Streptophyta, Magnoliopsida, Lamiales, Acanthaceae. The record is from RefSeq and is a predicted model, not a curated record.
GUAGUUCACAUAGAUACAAAUAUCCCAACUCAACUUGCGGUUCCCAUUCUGCAGGCAGUGGCAAGGCAACGCCGAGUGUGCAUCAGCUUCUGCUUGUGCCCUGCGCAAUCAAGUAAUCGUUUCACUACUCUAUAAUUAAUCAACAAAUCGCGCCAAUUCGAGUGCCAGCCUGCUGAAUCCCAAAGAUUUGGAGAGUGGACAGGGGGGUUACCGAGCUUAAAUGAAGAGGACUUAACAAGUGCAUGUAUGGAGUCUCUCUCGGUAUUCUUGCUUUUUUCUAACUGCAUGGGCUCGACAAAGAUUGGAAAAGAUAUGAAUGAAUGCAUACAGUCCAACAAAAUGCUACUGCUUAAUAAUAAUGAACAGCAUUGUAGCUUAAUUGAUCAAGAUUACAUCGAACGGUUUAAGCAGUUUCAGAUUUACGUCAGCCAGGUGAAGAAAAUUACAAGGCCAGGUUGCUCGCCGGAAAUGCUGGAUAUGGCUUUGACCUCAAUAUCGUCGCUUUUUGAGACAUUGUCUGCAAUAUCUUCCAAACCGGCGAUAUUGCAUGCCUCGCUUUAAAACCUCCGGGACAUGUGUGCAAUUGCCCUUAUACAAUCCCCUGUGUACGAGCCCUUGAGAAAUUUGAAGGUAUGAUUCUGUGGGAGAUUAACUGAACACAAAUCAUGCAAAUGGAGAGGUUUGUUGUUCAAUUAAUCUUAUCAAGUAUUUGAGUUUAAGUUAUGGAUAUAUUUUUUUGAAUGAAUUUUAUUAAAAUAUGCAGGUAAAAUUCCACUCAAAUUGAAUUUCUAGGUAAAUAAUAUGUAAAUGUGGUGUUGGUUGUGCUAUAUGAGAUGUCUUAUGCUUAAUAUGGCUGAAUCUUUUCCAUAAAAUAAUCUUAGUUUGGUAAUAACUCCCUUCAUUUUUCAAAACCAUCUGUUAGCAUUAAAAAUUGUAAUGAUUUGAUAUAUAUACAUAUGCAUGUGCUAUAUGAUUAUUA